CACCGAUGUUGGGUUUUUAAAACGCGUGUGCAUGCCAAUAAAUUCUCUGACACUACUGUAUGGUACAGUAAGAUGGAAACGUUGUGAUUACGGCUACGAAGAUAGAAGCGGGAUUAUCGCGAGUUCGUUCGAUUCCACGUUUAUUUAUGAGAAUUGUGAGCAGGCUCGACGUCGGAUCGCGUGAUUAAUUCGUGGACGCUGCAUCGUUGAUCGAUAUCUAGAUAACGUAUUCUUAAUAGACUGUAAACAUGUCUGAUGAAAAGAAGGAGACUAAAGCAGAAUCUGAGCACAUAAACUUAAAAGUCUUGGGACAAGACAGUGCAGUGGUUCAGUUUAAAAUUAAAAAGCACACACCCCUCAGGAAGUUGAUGAACGCUUACUGUGAUCGUGUGGGUCUGGCGAUAGCAGCAGUGAGAUUUAGAUUCGACGGACAACCUAUAAAUGAAUUAGACACACCGACAACCCUUGAAAUGGAAGAAGGAGAUACAAUAGAAGUUUAUCAGCAACAGACAGGAGGAUUCUGUUGAGAUUUAAGAUUAUCAAUCAAUAGUUUAAAAAUGGACUCAAUAAGAAAGAAACUUCUGUUUUAGUGCUUUCUUCCAAAAAAUAUUGAUCGACGUUAACUAUAAAUUCUUUCUUACAAAAGAACGAUUAAUUUUCAUACUGCAAUGUGGAGAAGUUGUUUGAACUUUUUAUAUGUAUCAAAUUCUACAUCUAGACCCAUUCAGGAUCUACUUGUUCGUAGUAUCUCCGAGAAACAAUUUUUUACGUACAUUUUGUAUCGUUUUAUCAUCAUAUGAUCUAACAACUUGACGUUUGACCGUAUUCUUACUGAAACUGAUUGCUUUUUUGUCUUCUUUAUAAAUGAAUUAGGAAAAUUAUUUUUGUACGCUUUCAACUUUGCAUUAAUUUGGCUGACGAUAUUGGGGAACAGGCUUGUGUUACUAUUAGCGGUAUACGUUGCAAACAGAGACUCGUUGGAUCUCUCGCAUUUUGCACUAUAUAGAAAAAAAGAGAACAUCUACACACAUCGUACGAAACAUGUACUACUUACCGAAACGUAAAAUACUUUGUAAAUGACUUUGAGAAGAAAACAGAAAUACAAUGUCUCAGAUUAUCUUAAUAAAAUUCAUGUUUUUUAGGCCCGUUCGAAAUGUACAGAUAGGCAAUAACAAAGAGAAUUAAUGAAAAUAUUGUUUUCAUAUUUAAUAAUGUAACUAUUUUUAAAAUAUUCAUAAAAUCGAA
Messenger RNA from Ceratina calcarata, 1245 nucleotides. RefSeq names its product Small ubiquitin like modifier (gene Sumo). The record is from RefSeq and is a predicted model, not a curated record. The transcript is spliced from 3 exons. The coding region runs from base 249 to 527 and encodes 92 amino acids. Gene Ontology annotation, molecular function: protein binding. NCBI's taxonomy places the organism in Eukaryota, Metazoa, Arthropoda, Insecta, Hymenoptera, Apidae.